AUGGUUCGAAAAAAAUCAAUUUUAUCAAGAGCUAAAACACGAAAAGAAGCCUACAAACGACGACAACAGAUUCAUUCACGUGUUAGUCGUUCAUGGCGAAUUUUAGUUUUAACUAUAAAAGCUGUCAAAAGAUUUUCAAGUUUUAAACACAAAGUCUCACCUGUCUCGUGUGUGCCAAGAUUACUUAGCAUGUCAGAAACGGAGUCAAUCCAUUCAUAUUGUGUUAGUUUUUGUAAUAAUAUAAAGAUACAAGGUAACUUUUCUGAUUCAAAUCAAGUAACCGAGCAAUUUGAUGAUUUAAAUAUAGUCGAGAAUAUUGUUAGAAAACUUGUAUCAAAAGUUUGCCGUCUAGAUAAUGAACGAAAAAGACAAUCAAAAAAUCGAAAAUCUAAAAAAGAAAAAGGAGAUAUUCUUAGUAAUGAAGAACUAAUCGCAAAACUUCGUAGUCACAGCAAUUGGUUCAAGGAAAACAAUUCUCAUAAUGUUUUAUUUAAUGAACAAAAAUCUGAACGUGCAAGAAAAUAUUAUAAAAAUAAAUAUCAAAAUAACAAUGAUUUUCGUAAUAAAGAAAAGGUUCGGACAAAAUCACAUAUUUCAAUAAAAUAUCACAAUAAUUCUAAUUUUCGUGAAAAGACGAUAUCACGAUCAAAGAUUCAUUGUUUUGAUAAAUAUCAUAAAGAUAAAGUUUUUCGUCACAAAGUUAAAGCACGAUCAAAAAGUAUUUUUUUUAAUAAAUAUCAUUAUUGUACAGACUUUCGUAACAAAGUUAAAACACAAUCAAACAUUCAUAUUUUAAAUAAAUAUCACACUAACUCUGAUUUUCGAAACAAAUAUAAAGCAAACAUGAAAAGUCAAGUUUUGAAAAGAUAUUAUACUGACAAUUCUAUUCGACUGAAAAUGAUUCAGAGAGCUUCGAAUUGGUAUCGAAAUAACAAUACAUUAAUAAAACAAAAUUCAAGACGAAUUUAUAAUCAAGGUAGACGUAUUUUGAAAAAAUAUACUGUUCGUCAAAGUUAUAAAUGUGCAGUUAAACAUAGAAAUUUAUACAUGAAUAACUUCAAUAGAUUUCAAGAAAUAAUUCAAGAAGGACCUGAUUAUAUUUGUAUAUCUUGUCGACUAGCACUUUUUCGUAAUCAGGUUAUACCAUUUGUUAAAGAAAAAUAUAUAAAACACAACAUGUCAUAUGAAACAAAGGAACAGAUUCAAUCUUACUUUAUGUAUUCAUCGUCAAGAGAACUAAAAUGGAUUUGUAAAUCAUGUUCAGACAAAAUAAAGAAACGACAAAUGCCAAGCCGAGCAAUCGUGAAUAAGUUGAAAGUGUGUGACGUUCCGUCUGAAUUAAANCUCGAAAGCACUUUCAUCGAACGGUGA
This is a messenger RNA of Rotaria sp. Silwood2, 1371 nucleotides long. NCBI's taxonomy places the organism in Eukaryota, Metazoa, Rotifera, Eurotatoria, Philodinida, Philodinidae. The record is from the annotation of a GenBank genome assembly.